AUGGUCAAGCGCUUCGUAACAAAAGCCAGCGAUGUCUAUCCCAUCCGCACUGAUGACGAUGAUAAGAUUCCCGUUCAAACCUUCUGGGAGGCGAAUAAAACAAUCCUAGACGACCACGGAGACGAGCCAGCCUACACCACCUUCACUCAAACCAAGGCAGACACAGGCUACUGCACAAGCGAAUCGAACAAAACAUAUUCGCACAAAGAGUUUUACUCGGAGGCACAGAAGUUCGCCCAGGCGUUGGUAGCGUGCGGUUUUCCUCGACACAAGGCGGUAAAUAUAAUUGGCUUUAAUAGUGUUGAAUGGGUCUCCGCAGAUAUGGGUUCUAUGAUGGCCUUUGGUAUCAGUGCCGGGGUAUACGAGACCUCCAGUGCGGAGGCAUGUCAGUACCAAGCAGCGCAUAGUGAAGCGCAUACUGUGGUGGUCGAAGGCGAAAUGCAACUGAUGAAGUAUCAGAAAAUUUUGGAUGAUGCUAUUGAGGGCGGUCUUUCUGAUUUGAAAGUAAUAGUGGUCUAUAAUAUGAAUCCAGAGGACGUCAGUGCACGCAAAGAGGCCUUUCGCAAACAUGGAGUGACUCUCUACGAGUACAAGCAAUUCAUAGCAUUGGACAAGAACGAUACACAUUUAGCUGAGGUUAAUGAACGCAAGAAUGCGCAGGUCGCCGGCAACUGCAUAAAACUGGUUUACACUUCUGGCACAACAGGAGUACCUAAAGCAGUCAUGAUCAGUCACGAUAACAUGGUCUUUACCACAAAGACCGCAGCGCUUACAAUGAAUGGAAUCGGUCCAGGUGAUCGCGUUCUAUCUUAUCUGCCACUGUCGCAUAUUGCAGCUCAGAUGCUCGACUUCGGAUUUCCCUGUAUUCUGGGCGGUCAUGCCACCUUUGCCCGUCCAGAUGCCUUAAAGAGUGGCACACUUGGUCAGUCGCUCGUUGCCGUACAACCUACCAUCCUUAUGGGAGUACCACGUGUAUGGGAGAAGAUCGCCGCUAAACUACGCGCGAUGGGUGCCGAAUCCACAGGUCUCAAGCUCAAGAUUGGCUCGUGGGCUAAAGGCGUGGGCUUUCAGCGUACGGCCAGCCGAGAGGGUCUAACCGCUGCCGGCGAGUCAAAGUUCACAAAUCCUACAGGAGGUUUGGGAUAUAGUCUGGCGAACGCGCUGGUAUUCAGCAAGGUCAGAGCAGCCCUGGGUCUGAAUCAUUGCCGUUUGUGCGUGACUGGUGCAGCACCUAUUUCAAUGGAUACUUUGGACUUGUUUGCGGCAUUGGACAUACCUUUGCUCGAAGUGUAUGGACAGUCCGAAAACUGCGGACCAGCCUCUAUCUGCACACCCAAUCUUGGUUACCGAAAGGGUUCAGUCGGUCGCAAAAUUCCCGGCAGCGAGCUUCGUAUUGAUCCUGAAACUCAGGAGGUCCAAUUCACCGGCCGACAUGUGUUUAUGGGAUACCUCAAGAAUGAAGAGAAGAGCGCAGAUGCACUCACCGAGGAUGGCUACUUAGCAAGCGGUGAUCAGGGUACCAUCGACAAAGAAGGGUUUGUGAGCAUCACAGGCCGCAUUAAAGAACUGAUUAUUGGUGCGGGGGGUGAGAAUGUGGCCCCUUUGCCCGUCGAAAAGGCCAUGAAGAAGGCCAUGCCGUAUCUUAGCAACUGUGUGGUGUUUGGUGAACGCAAGCCAUAUAUGGGAAUGUUGGUGUCCCUGUGUGUGGAGAUGGACCCGGCUACGAUGAAGCCCACGGAUCAGCUCGAGGGAGUAUCGCUGCAAUGGACCAAGAGCGUUGGCAGCAAGGCCGCCACAUACUCUGCUGCAAAGCAAUGUGAGGUCAUCAAGAGAGAGAUAGAUGCUGGGUUAAAGGAGGGCGCUGAGCUCGUUAUAUCACGCGCCGCGACACCUAGAUUUUGGAUUUGGCUUGAGGAAGAUUUGAAUAUUCCUGCGGACUUAUUGGGCCCCACGUUGAAGAUGAAGCGAAACAACGUGUACAAAGUGUUCCAUGAGCAGAUUGAAAAAGCGUACGCAGAAAAUGACGCGGCAUUUAAGCAGAAGGCAGAGGUGACCACGGGUGGUAACUAA
Sphaeroforma arctica JP610 is the source of this 2070-nucleotide messenger RNA. RefSeq lists its product as hypothetical. NCBI's taxonomy places the organism in Eukaryota, Ichthyosporea, Ichthyophonida. The transcript has 2 exons. Bases 1 to 2070 code for a protein of 689 amino acids. Gene Ontology annotation, cellular component: membrane; endoplasmic reticulum. The record is from RefSeq and is a predicted model, not a curated record. Gene Ontology annotation, molecular function: long-chain fatty acid-CoA ligase activity.